AUGUUAUCCCAUCAUUCAAAUUGCAAUCAGGUUUCUGAAGACAAUGAGUGUUCUAGAAGUACAACAGGCGAAAACUCCAUCAAACCUACUUCAUCUACACUCAUUUCUGACAUUUUGGACGAGUUAUCCGAUGAUGUACUAAAGAGUCGUCUACAAUCCAUUUUACUAAGCAAAGAGUCUGAGCUUCUUGAGUCUCAAUCAGCAUACAAACAUGCACAGAAUGAAAUUAAUGAAUCAAAAAAGCAACUCACCAAACUUGAAUUAGAGUUAGUCAGUGUUAAAAGAGCUGCAGAAAUGUUAAUAGCUGAGCAUGAUGAUACAUUAUCGACUUUGAAAAAACAGUAUGAUGAAGAGUUGUCUUCAAUAUUGAUGGCUUCUGAACAGGGCUAUCUACAUCAGUGUGCAGAAGAUCAACACCUAAAUGAUUCAUCCUAUUCACUAUCGGAAAACUGUGAAACUCGGAAGUCUUCGGUUCAAUCUGUUGAAAAGAAAUCCGCUCAAAGUUUAGCUAAUCAAGCAUUUGACAAGAUGGAGAAAUUAGUUCGACGUGUCAGUCACAAAGCUUUAACAAAUAAUUUUAUUUUAAAUAAAUCCAGUGUAUCCUCAAUUUUAUCGAAUCAAGAACUUUGUCCGAGUAAAGAGGAUCGUUUACGUGCUAUUAUAGAACCCUAUGAAACGGAAAUCUCGCGUCUACAACAAAUUCUUAUCAAUCAUUCCAUUCCGUUUAAUGCUACAACCUCACAUCCUGAUUCUCCAGCUGGUAGUCUUAAACUGUCAGAUGAUAAGAAUUCAAGUAAUGCAUUCGAUUCAUCUACCAGAUGGGAUACUUUAACGACUACUUCAGAUAUCAAAUCAAACAGUACACCAGAAAAUUGUGCUAUAGUGAAAGAUGCCUCCAUGUCUAACACUAAUGACAAUAUUAACGAUAAUAUCAAUGCUAGUGGAUACUUAAAUAAAAAUGAUGAACGUUCAGAUAAUCACUUGACUAAACAGUUUAUGUGUGAUAAUGCUGUAUCUUUUAAAGAGAAAACAUAUUUAACUGAAGCUGUGGAGAACUUAGAAAAACAAUUGGCCUCGGUGACAAAUGAAUUGAAUGUUAAAACACAAGCUUUAAAAGUUGCUACAGAUCGUCGUUUAGAAUUGGAGAAUGUUCUUAAAACUCAGGUCGCUGAACAAGCAUCAAAUACAGAGAAAAUGUCCACACUUGCCUCACAAAUGGCUCAACGAUUGGAUGGUUUGAUGUCAAAUUACAAGUCCUAUAGAGAAGCAACUGAAAGAGAAUUGGCUACACUGAAAGUGGAACGUAAAAUAGCCGAAUCCAAUUUGGAGACAAUUCGUUCCCAUUAUGAUUCACUUAUUGGAAGACGUUCACAAGCUGCUGCUGAAUUAAGUCGACAACCGAUUCAGUUACCGAAUGAAAAAGAUGAAUUAGAACACUUAGCACUGAAGUUGUACGAAGAGAAUUUAUCAUUUCGGGAAGCACGUGAUCAUUUGGAAGAACGUUUAAAAAGUGAAACUGAAGCGCACAAAGAACAGUUGGCGGCUGAACAUCAAGAACGUCUUAACUUUGAGUCUUCAGUUAUACAAGAACUGGAUGAUGCUCGUAAGCAUCUUGCCAAUCUGACAAAUAUUUCAACUGAACGUGAUAAUGAAAUGGCUUUACGACAAAAAUUUGAAGAAGAAGCAAAAUCAUCUAAAUCCCGGCUAAAUGAAUUACAAGCUAAAUAUGAAUUAUCUGAAUCCAAUUUGACUGAAGCUCAAAAACGAAUUAUUGAUUUACAAGAUCAAGUUGGUCGACUACAAAAUGAUCUAGAUAAUGUUGAAUCAGUUCAAGCUGAUUUUGUUCGUCUAUCUCAAAGUCUACAAGUCCAGUUAGAAAGAUUACGACAACAAGAUCAAGAGGUUCGUUGGGUUAACCCAGAUGAUGUCACUAAUUGUUUUGGAUGUAAUUUCCUCUUCCCUACUGGAAUUGGUAGUGGGUCGAAAAAGAUCAACUGUCGACAUUGUGGUAAAGUGCAUUGUUCAGCCUGUAUGAAAAAUACUAUGCCAGCUGGACCUUUUGGUCAUGCAGCUGUUGUAUGCGAUGUGUGUCAUACUUUAUUGAAUAAAAAUAUUGCACCAUAUUUUAGUAGUAGUACACCAUCCAAUAAUAGUCAUAGAGAACAAUCCUCUUCUUCUUCUUCUUCUCCAAGACGUUUCAGUUUAUCAUCUGUGAAUCCUCAAUCGUCCCUGUUCACUCACUGUCAACUAAUCUAG
This is a messenger RNA of Trichobilharzia regenti, 2256 nucleotides long. The record is from the annotation of a GenBank genome assembly. Lineage: Eukaryota; Metazoa; Platyhelminthes; Trematoda; Strigeidida; Schistosomatidae.